CAUCUAGUGGCCAUGUGCAGUUAUUCACACAUUAUUAGUAGUGGCAUUGUUGGCCUUAAUUUUUGCAAUUUCUGAAAUAGAUUUAUCGUUUUCUCUUCAAUGACCAUAUUGUUAAUUUGAGAUUAUAAUAUGGCACAUGUAUCAUCUAUAUUGUAGAUUAAGUCAUCACCUUAUUAUCUCAAACAUUCCUGUUUGUACAACAAUGACGUAUGCUAUACUGGCUACUUCCGGACGGAAUCUAAUUACAAUUGAGAAAGAUAGCAGCGCUCGAGCGGCUAAUUCUAUGUCCUUUGUUGUAUUAUAUAAACGUCUUGUCCGUGGUGAUAUUGUCUAUAUAAAUCACGCAGGUCUUUUUGCCUGUGGUACGUCCGAUAUAGCUAAUUCUGGAAAGGACCCGAGAUAAACGCAAGGCACAGUGCAGACGGCAGAUUGCUGCUUUCUUAUCUAUCUAGUAGGACGAAGAUGUCUGACAAAAGCGACCUGAAAGCUGAGCUGGAGCGAAAGAAACAGAGGCUAGCUCAAAUACGAGAGGAGAAGAAGAGAAAGGAGGAGGACAGGAAAAAGAAAGAGUCUGAGAGUCUGCAGCAGAAAACAGAGAAUGUCUCUGAAGAUUCUGACUUGGACCGCAAACGAAGAGAGACGGAGGCGCUGCUGCAGAGUAUUGGGAUCUCACCAGAACCACCAUUAGUGAGCACCACCAGUGAUGCUGGCAGCCAGGAGUCCGUAGAUGGGGGGACAGUGGGAAGAUAUAGGACCCUGCAGUGGGACACGGACCCCUCUGCUCUCCAGCUGCAGGCAGACUCUGAGCUGGGGCGCAGGAUGCACAGACUUGGAGCGUCAAAAAUAGUACAGAUUGACUUCGUUCCCAAAGAGCUUGUGACCUACACUAAAGAGACCCAGACUCCUUCAGCAGCACAUCAAUCUGAAGAAGAAGAAGAGGAUGAGGAGAGCAGUGAGCCUAAAGCUUCCCCUCAGACUGACCAGCCGGAGGAGGAAGGAGAGGCAGAGGACAGUAAAGAGGCCCAUCCCAGAGAGCUGACGGAGGAGGAGAGGGAACAGAUUCUCCACUCAGAGGACUUCCUGGUGUUCUUUGAGCGGUCGGUCUCUGUGGUGGAGCGGGCGCUGGCCGAGGAGGGAGACAUCUUCUUCGACUACAGCGGCCGGGACCUGGAGGACAAAGAAGGGGACAUGCAAGGUGGAUCCAAUCUGUCUUUCAACCGUGUGUUCCAUGACGAUCACUGGUCCAAACACCGAGUAGUCACCUGCUUAGACUGGUCCCCACAGUACCCUGAACUGAUGGUGGCCUCUUACAACAGCAACGAGGAUGCUCCACACGAGCCUGAUGGGAUAGCGCUGGUGUGGAACAUGAAGUUCAAGAAGACCACUCCAGAGUAUACAUUUCACUGCCAGUCGUCAGUGAUGUCUGUGGGCUUUGCUCAGUUCCAUCCUAACCUGGUGGUGGGGGGAACUUACUCAGGACAGAUUGUGUUGUGGGAUAACCGUAGUCACAGGAGGACCCCCGUCCAGAGGACCCCCCUGUCUGCUGCAGCACACACUCAUCCAGUGUACUGUGUGAACGUGGUGGGUACCCAGAAUGCCAACAACCUGAUAACAGUGUCUACUGAUGGGAAGAUGUGCUCCUGGAGUCUAGACAUGCUCUCUCAGCCUCAGGAGAGUAUGGAGCUGGUCUACAAUAAGUCCAAGCCCGUAGCAGUAACAGGAAUGGCCUUCCCUGCCGGAGAUGUUAACAACUACGUGGUGGGAAGCGAGGAAGGGAUGGUGUACUCUGCGUCCCGCCACGGCAGUAAAGCAGGUAUAGCUGAGAUGUUUGAGGGGCACCAGGGCCCAGUGACUGGGAUCAGCUGCCAUAACGCUGUGGGCACUGUGGACUUCUCACACCUCUUCAUCACGUCCUCCUUUGACUGGACUGUAAAACUGUGGUCCAUCAAGGAUCCUCCUGGGGUAAAGAAUGUUUUUGGAUCCCUCAGGAUCCUCCUGGGGUAA
Oncorhynchus kisutch (coho salmon) is the source of this 2004-nucleotide messenger RNA. RefSeq names its product cytoplasmic dynein 1 intermediate chain 1. The record is from RefSeq and is a predicted model, not a curated record. Gene Ontology annotation, molecular function: dynein heavy chain binding; dynein light chain binding. The transcript has 16 exons. Gene Ontology annotation, biological process: transport along microtubule. Gene Ontology annotation, cellular component: cytoplasmic dynein complex. Bases 463 to 2004 code for a protein of 513 amino acids. Lineage: Eukaryota; Metazoa; Chordata; Actinopteri; Salmoniformes; Salmonidae.